Messenger RNA from Rattus rattus (black rat), 540 nucleotides. RefSeq lists its product as uncharacterized. Lineage: Eukaryota; Metazoa; Chordata; Mammalia; Rodentia; Muridae. The record is from RefSeq and is a predicted model, not a curated record. The transcript has 4 exons. Bases 45 to 482 code for a protein of 145 amino acids.
CGCUUCAGAUCCUAGCUCCGAGACGGGAUCUAAUAGUCUGGACCAUGCAUCCUGCCACCCCGAGCAGGCUUCUCUUGGCCUGUAGCCUCGCCUUCAUGCCCUUCUCUACAGACUCCUGGGAAAUUACAUUGAACGAGCUAGAGGAGAAGGACGUGGAUGAAUUCAGCUCCAGUGGUCUCAAGUGUCCCACAUGCUUCUCUAUGAAGGGGAGAGAGUGCAGACCAACUCUCAAGUGGUGCUCAACGGACAAGAUAAAUUGUGUGGAGUUCUCCGGCAUCGUAAACACAGGUGUCGACAACAUACCCAUUCAGAUGAUGAAAUGCAUAACCGUAGAGCAGUGCAAGGACACAGUGACCACUUAUAUGGGUUUUUCCAUCAGUAACAAAAGUGAAAUCUGUAAGUCAGCCGUCAGAAAUGGGGCCAGAGUCAGAGCCCCGACCCCCAUCUUCCUUAUUCUCUUCCUGAAGAAACUGCUUCACUGAGCAGCCGUGGAGGCUCAGCCACCAUCCCCGAAGAAUUAAAGUUGCAGUUUCUGUUUGU